AUUAGCAUCGCAACAACAUAUUCCUGUGAUCAACUUCCCAAAAAAAAAACAUAUUCCUGUGAUCCUAUCUGUAUCUGUGUUUUCUAAGGUUGUGUGUCGUUCUGCUCUUUCCCUUGCGUUCCUCUUUCCUCUCUCUCUUCGUCAAACAAGCUUCAGAAAACCAAAUACGAUCGAUUCAUCAACAAAGAGAUCUUCAUUUUCUUCAGAAUCAAUCAUGGCAACCCCUGAAGUUUUGCGAAGAGAACAAGAUCUUCCUCUAUUUGACCAUCCCCAAGGGGAGAAUCUGAAAUCCCGAGGACUGGAUAUUGAGAAGAAAAUCGAGAUCCUCGAGAGCUUGACUGGAAAAGUCAGCAACCGCAGAUCUCGCAGAUGGUUGAAUGAUCGCCUGUUGAUGGAACUUGUUCCUCGUCUAAAUGCAGAAGAAAUCAGAGGCUUGUUUGCUCCACCACCUUGGGGUGAUGAUGUACCGCUGUCACCAUUUUGCAUGACAAAUGUGGGGGAGUGGGACAAAUUUAGGAAUAUAGACAUGGAUAAAGAGGCUACGAUGAUUGAAGCCAUUGAAAGCUCAUCAUCAAAGAGGAAAGUUCGUAUGGAUGCUGACAAGAUGGCUGUACUGAAUGCAUGGCAUAGAGUAGAUUCUCGAACCAGAGAGGCACUUCGCCGGAGCUUUCUUUCUGAACUGAUUGAUGGUUACGAGGUAUGCAUACGGGCUUUCAUCAACGAGAGUAAAGAUGGAGAAAUACUCGUGUUACAUGUUCAAGAUCCUUUUCAUAGAUUGUUGCUGCAUGGCGUCUGUGAGUUCUACAACCUGGUCUCGGCCACGGUCACACAGUCGAAGGGCACGAAAUUAUCGAAGAUGACCAGGAUAAAGAAAAAGAAAGCGGGUUCGUAUGAGCUACCAAACAUCACCCUUUGCCAUUUCCUUAAACUGGCAAAGGAAGGAACUUGGUAAUUCGGUUGGCCAGGAAUUCGAUUCAUCACAUGUAUUAUAAAUGAACUUUGUGCAUGAUUUUAAAUUAGUGGUACUGUGUCUGGAUAAAGAUUAAGCUAUUCUGCUUCUUAGCAUGUGUAACAAUAGUUGAUUGCACAGCUUGAAUGUCGUAUCAAUGUAACCGUAAAUAAUAUCCAGUUCAGUUUUUAGUUGUGUUUUUUAAUUAGUCUAAACUCUAAAGUGACAUGGUAAGGACUUGGUGUUGAGGUCUAAACAAAUUUAAUGUACAGUUUGGAAUUUUCCCUC
Molecule: messenger RNA, 1237 nt
Organism: Cornus florida
Lineage: Eukaryota; Viridiplantae; Streptophyta; Magnoliopsida; Cornales; Cornaceae
Exons: 7
Coding region: 215-952 (245 amino acids)
Molecular function (GO): nucleic acid binding
Source: RefSeq, a predicted model, not a curated record